AUGUCAUCUAAUCAAACUCACAGUCCAAUACCAGAAACUGAAGAAUGCUAAAGAAUGAAAAUGUUUUAAAAAUAUAAUAAACUUAAAACAUGGCUGGCUGUAAUGACUUCUUUGAUGCUUGCUACCUCUUCAAUUUCUCUAACUAUAUACUUUAGGAUUCUCCAAAAUUUUUUAUCGGACUACGAAAUAAUCUUGCCUGCUUUGUAAAUCGAAAAAUUCAACUACAUUUAUUACAUCGCUGGUUUAAUAAUAACUCUUGUACUAUUUAAUAUAUGCAUAUUUAAAGCAUCUCUAUCUGCUUUCACUUCAAAUCCAAUUUUUUCAAAUCGCUCUAACAGCAACACUAAAUUUAACCUGCUAGGAUAUUUCUUCCUAGCAAUUUUUUUUUGCUUGUCAUUGCACUCUUUUCUUAGUGAGGAACAAAGUAUCUUGCAACAGUCUGAAUAUAUUAUCAACUUAAAGAAUCAAACUUAAACUUAGAGCAAUCCUUCUGCCGCAAACGAUUACUUACAAACUUUUUUUCCUAAUCUAAAUUCUUAUUCAAAUUUCUAUCUUUUUUACAAGAAAGUCUCUUUUUGCCACAAAUUAUAGCCCUACAUCACAAUAUUAUUAUUAAUUAUUUUAAUGAUCUAACAAUUAUUUGCUACUGCGAUUGCUACUUUGAGCUCGUUAAUUUAUGAAAAAAGAAAUUUAGCUGGCCUCGAAGAGAUCUUAGUUUAGUAAUUUACAUAAAACUGCUGA
This is a messenger RNA of Tetrahymena thermophila SB210, 741 nucleotides long. Its product is annotated as transmembrane protein, putative. The record is from RefSeq and is a predicted model, not a curated record. The transcript has a single exon. Lineage: Eukaryota; Ciliophora; Oligohymenophorea; Hymenostomatida; Tetrahymenidae.